This is a messenger RNA of Herpailurus yagouaroundi (jaguarundi), 3509 nucleotides long. RefSeq names its product protocadherin gamma-A4-like. Gene Ontology annotation, molecular function: calcium ion binding. Gene Ontology annotation, cellular component: plasma membrane. Gene Ontology annotation, biological process: homophilic cell-cell adhesion. The transcript has a single exon. The coding region runs from base 971 to 3424 and encodes 817 amino acids. The record is from RefSeq and is a predicted model, not a curated record. Lineage: Eukaryota; Metazoa; Chordata; Mammalia; Carnivora; Felidae.
AUAUCAGAGUUAUUUACCAAUUGUUUUAGGGCUUUGCAUUUAUAUUAGUGAUGCACUCAUUAAACAAUGAAAAACUGAGUAUCUAUUCUAUGAAAGGUGCUGUUCUAAAAUUUGAGGACAGACUGUGAACAUGAUAGUCACAAACAUAGCUGUGGUCUAAAAUUUUCUUUAUACAAAAUUAAUAAACCAAUUACCUUCCCAAACCUAUUAUCAUAUUUGCCAACCCCAUUUGCUCAGGGGUAAGACUAGCUCUUGAACAGUAGAUGUUUUUUACAAGAGAAUUGAAAAGUUGCCCAUAUUUUAAAGGGUCAACUCAUGUGAGGGAACUUGUUUCUGGAUAGGAAGGGACUAGAGCUCAGACCUCCAACUUCCCCGACCUGACACUGUUUUUUCACCUAUUCUUUCAUUCUUCAAGUUAAUCCUUGUUCCUGUAAAGGAUAAAUGUGUCACUCACACAAUGCACUGUACUGAAAAUGGGCUAUGAAAAUAAAUAAUGGAAAAACUUAGGAGAGAAAAAAAAUGUUAGAAAAAAUCACCAUAUUUUCUUUAAAAACAAAUAAAUUACUUUAGAGGGCUUAUUGUACAGUAACAUUUGGGUCAUGCCUGGAUUUUUAUUACAAAUAAAAUAACGGGAGCUUGAAUUUUACUCUUUUGGGGAGAAAUAAAUUAUGGAAAAGAAAUGGUAUAAACAUCUUUUCUUUACCAAGAAUAGAUUGCAGUAACAGGUUAGGACUCUGAGUGUCGCUGUUCACCAGUCAGGGGAAAAAGACAACAAGGAAUUUAAUCCAAACCACAAGAUUUCUGCAUCACAAAGCACUAGCCCUGUGGCUUUGGGAAGCUUCAGACUGGACCCCAGAACUCCAUCAUCCAACGGUGAAAGCACAUAAUCUUGGACCCUGAAGAUUCUGGGGCUCCUCUGACCUCCACUAAGGGAGCACCCAAGUGCAAGCUAUUCCGCAGCGGGGCUGCAAUGGCGGCUCCUCCUUAUCGGCCAGACUGCAGCCGGCUGGGCAGGAUCUGCGUUCUCCUGGGGGCUCUCUGGGAAAUACAGGCGGAACAGAUACGAUACUCGGUGCCUGAGGAGCUGGACAAAGGCUCUUAUGUGGGCAACAUCGCCAAGGACCUGGGACUGGAGCCCCGGGAACUGUCAGAGCGGGGAGUCCGCAUCAUCUCCAGAGGUAGGACGCAUCUCUUUGCUCUGAACCCUCGAAGCGGCAGCUUGGUCACCGCGGGUAAGAUAGACCGGGAAGAGCUCUGUGAGAGAUCUCCAAAGUGUGUAGUAAGCCUGGAGAUUCUUCUGGAGGACAAAGUGAAGAUUUUUGGAGUAGAAGUGGAAAUAAUCGAUGUUAAUGAUAACGCACCCAACUUUGGGAUAGAGCAAAGGGAAAUAAAAGUCGCUGAAAAUGAAAAUCCUGGGACAAGAUUUCCUCUUCCUGAAGCUUUUGAUCCAGAUGUAGGGGUCAACUCCCUGCAGGGUUACCAGCUCAGUUCAAAUGUUCACUUCUCCCUAGACGUGCAAAGUGGAGUGGAUGGCAUUAAGUACCCUGAGCUGGUGCUGGAGCUUGCCCUAGAUAGAGAAGAAGAGGCGGUUCACCACCUCCUCCUCACUGCCUUUGAUGGAGGCGACCUGGUUCGCUCUGGCACUGUCGAGAUUCAUGUAACUCUUGUGGAUACCAACGACAAUGCUCCUGUAUUUACUCAGCCAGAGUACCACGUGAAUGUUCCGGAGAAUGUGCCAGUGGGCUACUGGCUACUCACUGUAAAGGCCACUGAUCCAGAUGAAGGAGCCAAUGGAGAAGUAACAUAUUCUUUCCGCAAAGUGAGUGAUAAAAUGUCCCAACUAUUCCAGUUGAAUUCUUUGACUGGGGACAUAACAAUAGUGGGGGAUCUAGAUUAUGAAGACUCUGGAUUCUAUGAUAUAGAUGUAGAAGCCCAUGAUGGACCUGGUCUCCGAGCCAGAAGUAAAGUUCUGGUGACAGUUCUGGAUGUAAAUGACAAUGCUCCAGAAGUCACAGUUACAUCUCUCACCAGCUCUAUCCAAGAAACUUCUUCCCCAGGUACAGUAAUUGCACUUUUCAAUGUGCAUGACAGUGAUUCAGGAGAGAAUGGCUUUGUCACAUGUUCUAUUCUGGAUAAUUUGCCAUUCACACUUGAAAAGACCUAUGGAAAUUAUCAUCGUCUGUCGACACAAAGAACACUGGAUAGGGAAGAAGUCUCAGAAUAUAACAUCACAGUAACUUCCACUGAUCAUGGAACUCCACCACUGUCUACAGAAACUCACAUCUCAUUGCAUGUGGCAGACAUCAACGACAACCCACCUACUUUCCCUCAUGCUUCCUACUCUGCCUACAUUCCUGAAAACAACCCUAGAGGAGCUUCCAUUUUAUCCAUGUCUGCCCAGGACCCUGACAGCAUUGAGAAUGCCAGAGUAACUUACUCCUUAGCUGAGGACACACUCCACGGGAUGCCUCUCUCCUUCUAUGUUUCCAUCAACUCUGAUACUGGUGUCCUGUAUGCAUUGUGCUCCUUCGACUAUGAGCAGGUUAGAGACCUGCAACUACUAGUGACAGCCAGCGACAGUGGGGACCCUCCCCUCAGCAGCAAUGUGUCCUUGAGUAUUUUUGUUCUGGAUCAGAACGACAAUUCCCCUGAAAUCCUGUACCCUGCUCUCCCCACUGACGGUUCCAUAGGCGUGGAGCUGGCACCCCGAUCAGCAGAGCCUGGCUACCUGGUGACCAAGGUGGUGGCAGUGGACAGAGACUCUGGCCAGAACGCCUGGCUGUCCUACCGUCUGCUCAAGGCUAGCGAGCCAGGGCUCUUCAUGGUGGGGCUGCACACGGGCGAGGUGCGCACUGCACGGGCCCUGCUGGACAGAGAUGCGCUCAAGCAGAGUCUGGUGGUGGCGGUGCAGGACCACGGCCAACCCCCUCUCUCAGCCACUGUCACACUCACUGUGGCGGUGGCUGAAAGCAUUCCAGAAGUCCUGGCUGACCUGAGCAGCCUCAAGCCCUCAGCCUAUGCUGAUGACUCUAGCCUCACGCUGUACCUGGUGGUGGCGGUGGCCACAGUUUCCUGUGUCUUCCUUGCCUUUGUCAUUGUUCUGCUGGUGCUCAGGCUGAGGCGCUGGCACACUUCGCGUCAGCUCCAGGCUGUGGGGGUUGGAUUGGCUGGAGUGCCAGCCUCGCACUUUGUGGGCAUGGAUGGGGUGCGAGCUUUCCUGCAGACCUAUUCCCAGGAGGUCUCCCUCAGGGCAGACUCCAGGGAGAGUCACGUGAUCUUCCCCCAGCCCAACUAUGCCGACACGCUCCUCAGCCAGGAGAGCUGUGGGAAAAGCGAGCCUCUUCUCAUAACUCAGGAUUUACUUGAAACAAAAGGAGACCCUGGUUCUCAUCAGGUGAGUCAAUCUUGCCACACCAAAACAUAGGCAAAGAGCUAUAUAAAUGUCUCCAACUGUAUAAGGUAGGUAAUUGAUGAAGUAAAGGCAUUUUUUUUUAGUAUUCUAUUACUUU